AUUGCGUCACCGAGAUUCUCACCGGACCUCUGCUUAUUAAAUCUUCGUCUGUAAAUCCAUUUAAAGGUUAUUAUUUUGUUUCUGAGUUACUUCGUCUCGCCCUCUUGUUAAGAUGCUGCAAAAAUGAAUUAAAGAAUCGUUUUACACUUUUGUUGGUGUUGUGGUUGCCUUCGUUAUUGCAUCGUAGGAACGAGAGAUUUUGUGAAUUAGGUUUUAGGGUUUCGGAAUUCAGGGUUUUAACCAUUUAGGGUUUAUCAGAAUUGUUAAUUUCUAUAAUCGUUUCUCUGAAAUUGGAUGAAAUCAUUAAUCGUAUCAAUAUUGAAAAAUUUGGGAAUUCAAUAAUCACUCUAUAGAAUAGAAGCUGAAACGAUGGUGAAAGGUUUAGUAUGAUGUUGGUACAUACAUACAACGAAAACAUGGAGUGGCUUAUGGUACUAAUUAGAGUCUUUGAAAUUGAGCUUAAGCAAACAAAGUAUCCAUAGCUUCACUUUUUUUCUGGCUUCGUUGUGGUUUGAUUUGUGCAUGAAGAUGUAGGUUAACAUGGAGAUGUACAGGAUUAGGAAGAUUGACUAUACCACUUAUCAAAUCUUUUCCUUUUUCCCCUUCAACCAAUAAUGCUUUAUUUGAUUCUGAGCCUAUUUGUUUGUUGGAAUCUGUUAGACUAGAGAUGGAUUUGGAUCCAAAGAAGUUUGCUGCACUAUUGGACAAAAUUGAAGCUGAAGCUGAUGAGUUUCUAUUAGCUCGAAAUCAGGUACUCGGGAAUCUGCUUUGGUAGUAUCUAGUUGGAAAUAUUCACUACUUCGUAAUUUAUAUGUGAUUGACAGAUUGAGGAAAGCACAAGAUUUUUCAAUCUAUUGUUGUCUGCAACUUAUUUUGUCUUGUGAGAAAACAGAUAUUAUAUGAUAUGUAUUGUUGUUAGGUCAAUAAGUUUUUUUAACCAAAAUGGAGCUUGUAAUAUGUGUAAUAGAUGGUGGAGAAUGACAAGGAGAGGAAUGCAAACCGAGAGGCUCUUACAGCACUAAGGAAGAGAGCUCGGACAACAAAGACUAGUGUUAUGUCUCCAUUUGAUUCUAUGAUGAAGGAUAUCCAUGGGAGCUCAACGAAACCUUUGGUCCAAGAAGUUUGCUCCACAUGUGGAUCCCAUGACUCUAGUGAACCCACCUGGAUGAUGCUCCCAGGAGCUGAUCUUUUUGCUGCAAUUCCGUUUCAUGCUGUGCAUACAAUGCUAGAGAAAGAUGAAGAGAAAAUGGAGUUUGAAUCGAAGAAGUUACAGAGCUUAGUGAAGGAAAAAGCUCUGUUUAUAUCGGAACUAGGGGCUCUUGCUGAUGGUAUUUCUCCUGGCGUUAUCAGAUCGUUGGUGGCUUUAGAGGACAAACCUUAAGUUAAGUAGAAGAAGUAGAACAAUGUUAGUUUGUCACAAAAAGGAUAUGUUCAUUGAUUCUCUUGUAUGAUGGGAAAAGUCAUUAUCCUUAAUAUUAAUUAAAAUCACAAAACUUUCCUUGUGUCUUUUGAUGAUUGCUUUCCACUGAUUAAUAUUUUUACCAAAAGUCUUG
This is a messenger RNA of Arabidopsis thaliana (thale cress), 1553 nucleotides long. RefSeq names its product P53/DNA damage-regulated protein. NCBI's taxonomy places the organism in Eukaryota, Viridiplantae, Streptophyta, Magnoliopsida, Brassicales, Brassicaceae. The record is from RefSeq and is marked reviewed. Gene Ontology annotation, cellular component: cytoplasm. The coding region runs from base 968 to 1381 and encodes 137 amino acids. The transcript has 2 exons.